This is a messenger RNA of Didymosphaeria variabile, 1308 nucleotides long. RefSeq lists its product as uncharacterized. The transcript is spliced from 4 exons. The record is from RefSeq and is a predicted model, not a curated record. Lineage: Eukaryota; Fungi; Ascomycota; Dothideomycetes; Pleosporales; Didymosphaeriaceae. Bases 1 to 1308 code for a protein of 435 amino acids.
AUGGCCUCUCCGCUUUUGGAACUCCCAGGAGAGAUCCGCAACCGCAUAUACAAGUUCGUGGCGGCGGGCCACGGCCGGCCGGUCGAGGUAAAGCAUCUAAAGAGUGAGGAUAAGGAUGCGAAGGUAUGUGGGUAUGGGACCUAUGCCGGUCUUACGCGCGUCUGUCGCCAAAUUCGCAAAGAAUUCUUGCCCAGUGAGUUCCCGAGCUGGAGGUCGAGGUUGUGUCGCACAUCCACUAACAGUGCUCCAGUCCAGCAGCAAAACGCCCGCGUCACGGUCAACCUUCCUGAGCUCGACAUCUUCAUCGCCACUUUCUUCGACACCAGGCAAGAUUUACCCCCCAGGACCUGCCCAACGACCCAGUAUGACUCGUAUGUUCGUCCCCAUUCCUCCACCGCCACCAGAUUUCAUUACCUCCAUCUUGACUCCACACCCGCAAGUGCGUCACCAAGCAGCAACAGCGACAACACGACCAAAGCCAUCACCGUCCGAAUCUACAUUUUGAAUGACACCGAAAUCCCCGCCCUCGACUUCCAGCCGCUCGUACGUGCCAAAGCACAGUUCUUCAACCAAGUGACAUUCCAUGCCUGGAUCCAGAACUCCUCUCCUGCCACAAGCUUCGAGACUGUAGACCUUGAAGAGCUACUGGAUUGGUUCGCACGCACUUAUCCGUUCGAGCUGCAAGCGGACUUUCUUAGAUGUGGGUUGGGGAGAAUCCUGAACAUGGAGGAGGGAUUGUUCCCACGCUCUGCCGCUCCCGCGCAGAUCCGCAACCGCAUCUACAAGUUUGUACUUGCGGAUGACGACGAGUCGGUCGACAUCCAUCAUGGAGAUUGGGACACCACCUGCCUAAAGGACGAGACUGGCGGUGACCUUGAGGUGUCACCAGGCGACGACGAAAAGCCUCUCCACAACAUUCCCAGAGCUGGUACCUACGCUGGCCUCACGCGCGUCUGUCGCCAGAUUCGCAAGGAGUUCUUGCCAAUGCAACAGCGGAACGCCCGUGUGCGUCUAUUGAAUGUCGGACUCAAGCACUUCUUAGACACCUUCGCCAACUACGAGAACCCCAUGAAGGAAAUCAUCAUUGUGAUGAACGUGCGAUAUCACGAGAUUAUCUACAACGAUCGGGUCUUGAUGUCCGUCGUAGAGGCAUGGCGCUACCCUGCUCGCCGGAUGGUGUGCCAUACCGUUGUCCGGCACUACAUUGGUAAGACGCACUACCAGGAAGAGGUUUUGAUUCAUGAGUUUUACCCUGGUGAACCAAUUUCCCAGUUUUGCAAGUGGUCGGAGCCUGUCUUGGCGACGUGA